GGAACAGAAAGCGGCUAGGUGAGUGAAGAGAGAGGAGGAGAGAAGACACUCGUUUGACUGAGCCAGAGUAACAGCUGUGCAGGAUUUGAAAACAAGACGAGCUUCUGCGGCUGCUGUUUUGCUGCUGCUGUGGUGUUGAUGUGUUGGUUUGUAAAGCAUUUCAGGUGAAGUGUGUGAAGAGCAGUGAAGAUGGCAGAAGCUUCAGCUAUUCCUGGGCCAUCCCAAGGGAGCAGCAUCACUCAGGGCUACUCAGACUCCAAGUUCAUUGCUAUCAUGGCUGAAGUGUGGCAACUCAAGAUAAACCCUCAAGAGUUCCAACAUAUAAAGCCCGAGCUUGUGCAGAAAAUUUACUAUUCACUUCUGAAGGAUAUAGGAAUUAACUUGGAGACACUGAAUCAGAUUCCAGCAGAGUUACUUGACAUCGUCCAAUCCACUGAAGAUUACAUUGGAGCUUUAAGACUCUCAAUGUUAGCGUCACACAUGAGGAAGCACUUAAAGAAAAUCUACAAUGAUGACUCCUUCAGGCUGGCAGAUGUCAUCAACCCAAAACCGAAACGGACCAGGAAAUUCUUUGCAAUGAUCUACAACUUCAUGGUAUUCACAGAGGAAUUCUUUCAAAAACUGGAAGAGAAAGAAGGAGAGGUGAACCUACUCAUAGAACGGAGAGAGAAAAUGAACACCAAAUUACAAAAGAUUCAACAGCUCAUCGAUGAUAGAAAGGAGGAGAAUACAAGGAGUGAGGUGGCAAAGGAAGAGGAAUUGAGAAGAAUGGAGGAAAAUAACAUGAGAAUGGAAAAGUGUCAAGAAGAGAAGUCCACUCUAAAGGGCCUGCUGGAUAAACUCAACCUGUUGUUGACCAGUUUGAACACAGCAAAGAAGGACAAGGAACUGAAGGCCCUGGAGAUGAAGGAUGAAGUGCAAAAAUUGGAGGGCCUUGUGAUUCAACCUGGUGAGCAAGAGAAGAUUAGGAUGAUGGACAAGAAGAUAGCAUCAGUGAAGGAGGACAAACAAGGCAAGAAAGAACAUCUGAACCUACUGCAGCAGAAGAUGAAGACAAAAACUUCAGUGAAGGAGAAAAUUGAUAAAAUUAUAUCUGCGCUGCAAGAAAUUGAGCUUGAAAGAUCUAAGACAGAAGAAUUGAAGAACAGUCUUGAAAUAAAAAUCUCUGAAAUGUUGGAGCUUCAAGAGAAAAUAAGAGACCAAGAAUCCCAAAAUAUGAAGUCAAUUGAGGCUCUCAAACUGGAAAAAGACAAUUGUCAGUCUAUGCUGGUGAGUUGGGACCACAAGAAGAUAAGCCUAGAGAUGGAACUCAAAGAACGCAAAGGGGUGCUGGAGGAUUUGUACCGGAAACUGACUGAAGACGACAUUGCAUAUAAUGACGGGAUUAACACCAUUAAUGAACUAGAAAUGCAACUGAACCAGGCUAUUAAAAAAUUCAGUGGUGUCAAUACCAUGAUGAAAGAAAACUAUAAGAUAAUGCUGAAUGCAAUGGAGCAAGAGAAUGUGGAUCUGAACGAGACACUCUCAGAGGUUGCAGAAUGUGUAGAAGAAUUCAAGAAAUUGGGAUAAAUAAGUCCUGGCUAUGUAAGAUGGGUUAGAGGUUAUAAGCUGAGACCAUUCAUUUCAUCUAUUCCAUUUCAUUCAUCUUUUUCCAAAUUCAUCUCACGCUGCUUUAAGUUUUCUUUGGCAUCUUUGACAUAUCUCAAUUUUCUUGUCAUUCAAGUUUUCUUUGGCAUCUUUGACAUAUCUCAAUUUUCUUGUCAUUCAUAAUAUAUUGAAGCCUGCAUUGUAUUUUGGAUAAUAAUAAUCUGGGAGUAGGAAUGUCAUCUUCCACACCUGUCACUUUUAGUUAUUUUUGAAAUUUCUCACCUUCCAAACCUGUAACUUUGUUAUUUCAUUUGUCUAUAAAAUAAA
Portunus trituberculatus (swimming crab) is the source of this 1914-nucleotide messenger RNA. Its product is annotated as kinetochore protein Nuf2-like. Bases 190 to 1569 code for a protein of 459 amino acids. The record is from RefSeq and is a predicted model, not a curated record. Gene Ontology annotation, cellular component: kinetochore; Ndc80 complex. Lineage: Eukaryota; Metazoa; Arthropoda; Malacostraca; Decapoda; Portunidae. The transcript is spliced from 10 exons.